Molecule: messenger RNA, 4526 nt
Organism: Monodelphis domestica (gray short-tailed opossum)
Lineage: Eukaryota; Metazoa; Chordata; Mammalia; Didelphimorphia; Didelphidae
Gene: HSPA12B
Product: heat shock protein family A (Hsp70) member 12B
Source: RefSeq, a predicted model, not a curated record
UCUUAGAAAGGGAGAGGAAUUUGCCUGCAGCCACCCAGGGAGUUCUCGCGAGCCCGUUCGGAAACUGCGACGUCUUAGCCCAGGCACUUUCUUCAGCCCCCAUCCCGCUGCCCAUUUCUGGGGGUUUCUCUCGGAUUCCCGGAUUCCUGGCCUGUUUCUCCUUCUUUUGUCCCCUGGGCCUUCACCCCUUUAAACGAGGAGAAACAAACCUAAGUCUCUAAGCAGGUGGCGGCAGCAGAAGCGAUCUGGUCGCGUCACUCCUCUGCUCCAAAACCUUCGCUAACUCCCUAGUAGAUCCCCAUUGCCUGGCAUUCGAUGCCUCCCACGCUGUUUCCAGUUUUAUCGCCUAUAAAAUCGAGCCAGGCCAGACUAUUUGGGUCCCUAAAUCCCCCCCAAAGUGCCUCCGUGUUUUGGCUUCCCAGCCCUUCUUCUUCUCCAGCCGCAACGUUAAAGCCCCACCCAAAUUUCACUCCCUUCCUGAUGCCCCGUUAGUGAGGAAGGGCCCUCUCGCCUCGGGUUCCCGAAACAGAGAUCUUAGGGUGAGACGGACUCCAUGAUAGAUCGAGGGUUAGGAUGGUAUGGGUUCGAAUCCUAUCCUUCUUAGAUGUAAACAAUUCAAACGGAUGGCAGUUACUGGGCGUAAAGAAAUGAGCACAGCCUGAAAGCACGAGUGUAACAAUCUGCAUCAUGCCUUGGGUAUGGGCAGAGGGCAGGAAAGAAGCUAAAUCGCAAAAUGUACAAAUGGGGAGCAGUCCCCCUUGCCUACCCCUCCAAGUUCUCCCAGAAUGCAGGACAGCUGCAACAUUGCCCCGCUCACCCCUUCUCAGUCCCCGAGGAGUGAGGCUCGAGCCCCUCGACCUGCUCCAUUCUCUGUGGUGGUAGCCAUUGAUUUUGGCACAACCUCCAGUGGCUAUGCCUUCAGUUUCACCAACGACCCUGAGUCCAUUCACAUGAUGAGGAAGUGGGAGGGCGGAGAUCCCGGUGUGGCCCACCAGAAGACACCCACCAGCCUGCUGCUGACCCCAGAGGGCAACUUCCACAGCUUUGGCUACACAGCCAGGGACUACUACCAUGACUUGGACCCAGAGGAGGCUCGAGACUGGCUCUACUUUGAGAAGUUCAAGAUGAAAAUCCACAGUGCUAGCGACCUCACCAUGAAGACUGAGCUAGAGGCUGUGAAUGGCAAGAAGAUGCCUGCCCUGGACGUGUUUGCCCACGCUCUGCGGUUCUUCAAGAAGCAUGCUGUACAGGAGCUCAGAGAGCAGUGCCCGUCCCUGCCAGAAAGGAAUGCCAUCCGCUGGGUGCUCACCGUCCCUGCCAUCUGGAAGCAACCCGCCAAGCAGUUCAUGAGGGAAGCUGCCUAUCUGGCGGGCUUGGUGUCCCCGGAGGAUCCCGAGCAGCUCCUCAUAGCACUAGAGCCCGAAGCGGCUUCCAUCUACUGCCGGAAACUCCGUCUCCACCAGCUCAUUGACCUGAGCUGCCGGCCGGUGUCCAACGGCUUCCUGGGCGAGCGGCGCUCUAUCGACUCCAGCUUCCGACAAGCCAGGGAACAACUCCGAAGAUCUCGACACAGCCGAACCUUCCUGGUGGAGUCGGGCGUUGGAGAACUGUGGGCAGAGAUGCAGGCAGGUGACCGCUACAUCGUGGCAGACUGCGGGGGCGGCACCGUGGACCUGACCGUGCACCAGAUCGAGCAGCCCUUGGGGACCCUCAAGGAGCUCUACAAGGCCUCAGGGGGCCCGUACGGCGCAGUGGGGGUGGACCUGGCCUUUGAGCAGCUUCUGGGCAGAAUCUUCAGCGACGACUUCAUCGCCACCUUCAAAACCAAGCGCCCGGCGGCGUGGGUGGACCUGACCAUCGCCUUCGAAGCCCGGAAGCGGACAGCCGGGCCCCACCGAGCCAGCCCCCUCAACAUCUCCCUGCCCUUCUCCUUCAUCGACUUCUACCGCAAACAGCGGGGGCACAACGUGGAGACGGCCCUGCGCAAGAGCAGCGUGAACUUCGUGAAGUGGUCCUCCCAGGGGAUGCUGAGGAUGUCCUGCGAAGCCAUGAACGAACUCUUCCAGCCCACCGUGAGCCAGAUCAUCAGGCACAUUGAUGAGCUGCUGGCCCGCCCGGAGGUGCAGGGGGUGAAGUUUCUGUUCCUCGUGGGGGGCUUCGCGGAGUCGGCCGUGCUGCAGCACGCGGUGCAGGAGGCCUUUGGCGGCCGAGGCCUCCGGGUCAUCAUCCCUCAGGACGUGGGUCUGACCAUCCUGAAGGGCGCCGUGCUGUUCGGCCUGGACCCCGGCGUGGUCCGAGUGCGCCGCUCCCCGCUCACCUACGGCGUCGGGGUCCUCAACAAGUUCGUGGCCGGCCGCCACCCCCCCGAGAAGCUGCUGGUCAAGGACGGCAAGAGCUGGUGCACCGACGUCUUCGAGCGAUUCGUGGCGGCCGACCAGUCGGUGGCCCUGGGGGAGGUGGUCCAGCGUAGCUACUGCCCGGCGCGGCCCGGCCAGCACCGCAUCCUCAUUAACAUUUACUGCUGUGCGGCCGAGGACGUGCGCUACAUCACGGACCCCGGCGUGCGCAAGUGCGGGGCCAUCAGCCUCGAGCUGGCGCCCACCGCUCCGGGGGCCGCUCCCGCCCGCCGCGAGAUCCGGGCCUCCAUGCAGUUCGGCGACACCGAGAUCAAGGUCACCGCUGUGGACGUCAGCACCUCCCGGACUGUGCGAGCCUCCAUUGACUUCCUCUCCAACUGAGGGCCCGGGCUGUGGCUCCCUCCCCAUCUCUCCCCCAGGCUCCAGGCUCCGCAUUUGCCCUCCUUUCCCUCGGACCCUCCUCUGUCCAGCCCAUCCUUCCAUUCCCUCCUCAGACUCCCUCAUUCCACGGCCCGGGGCACCGGGAGAGCCACCUUCCUCGGUUGGGUUCCUCUGCCACCUCUCGCUGGGCUGACCCCGCUCCCCCUCCCUCCCUCUUCAGGGAGGCCCGCCCCACGCUGACCGCCAAGCGGGUUAGGGUCAGGCGGGGGAGGGGGCCAGGGCUCAGCCAGAACGGCACUGGCUUCUCCUGCUGCCCAUGGAAAAGGGGUGGACGAGAGCCGCCUUCUCCCCACCACGCUCGCAGAAGCUAGAAGGGGGCGUCUAGUCCACCGGAACUACAGGCCGAGCCCCAGGCCUGGGGGUCACCCGGGGCAGAUUCCAGCCCUUCUCCCACUCCACCCUCCCCUAAGCACCUCCGUCCCACUAGUGGGGGAUGGGUGCGGGUAAAAUCGGACUCCCUCUAGAGCCUGGAGCCUGGGCCAAGGAGACAGUCUGCACUCCAGCCCUGGGCGGACAAAGGACUCCUCGGAGCACGUCUCUUCCUACCUUCCCCGACUCAUCAGGCCGAACCCCCAGCCGAGGGCCUCCCCCCAAGCUGGCGACAGAAGCCAGAAGGACCAACGGAGGCAGGCCAAGGACACCAAAAGGGGCCGAGGAUGUGGAGACCAAUAAGGGCCUCCUCGGGGGUCUGAAGGGCACCCGUUCUCCGAGGGGGGUGUCUGGACACGGUGGGAGACGGCAGCAACAAGCGGGGAAGGGAGUCACGCUCGGGUCUCACUAGCGGGGACGUGGCUGGUGAGGGCCGUGUUGUCAGGCUAGCGCGUUACUGGCAGGGGCAGAACGAGUCAAGUUACUCGCAGGGUAACCACCGAGAAUCCCUCGUGAGGACGAUUCCGGCCACACGAUCCAUACAGGAAAAGCGAAGUGGUCGACGCGCGUACCACGAGUGGGCCUCGGAGCCUCCUCAAGAUGGACAAGCAGCUGGGAUGGCUGUUUUGGAAUCGUCUUUCCACCAUCUCGGCACAGACUCGACGUCUGGAGACUCCGGAGAAGGACGAGCCCUGGGCGACACCAGGCGGAGGCCGCGAGUAGGCUGCGUGCGCCAUUUUGCAACGAAGACCUCCCGGAUGACCUCCUGCCAAGACUUCGUUUGGGGAUGUUUAUGAAGGGGGUGUACCACCGGGCAGUCACAGGGCCUGAAGGAAGGACAGCGGAUGGACCCGGUCACCGCUGAACGUCCAGACACAAAUGCUUCCUCCCACGUUGGCUGGACCUUUGGCCAACCCAUGGCAAGACACGGAAGAUCCCACAGGGUGAAGUCAUGGAUGGACUGGGAGUGCAACAAUCCAGGAACUGCUACACGACGGGAUCCCAGCUCCACCAGUGGCCAGAGGAAUCAUCAGAGCGGUUGGGUUAUUGGCAGGGGUAGCAAUACUAGCAGGGAGACCGUAGUGUAGAGACGAGGCCAUCCUGGGUCCCCUUUCAGAGAGGGGCAAUGUUACUAACCCAGUCACUUAACUGGGCCUCAGGGAGAAGCGGGUCACUCGAGCCUCGGAGGGACUGGUCAUCCCCUCCAUGAAUCGCCCAAACCCUACAGCCCUUGGGGCUACAACCUUCUGGGGUCCAACAGAUCCCCUCCCCUGCCAGAGGAAGGAGGCCAUUCUCUGGGGAGGGGGCUCCGAGUUUGCUGUCGGAGAAAGCCUGUCUCAAUAAAGCUUUUAUGCCUAA